Messenger RNA from Centruroides sculpturatus (bark scorpion), 2436 nucleotides. RefSeq lists its product as uncharacterized. The coding region runs from base 374 to 1864 and encodes 496 amino acids. Gene Ontology annotation, molecular function: nucleic acid binding; zinc ion binding. Lineage: Eukaryota; Metazoa; Arthropoda; Arachnida; Scorpiones; Buthidae. The transcript has 2 exons. The record is from RefSeq and is a predicted model, not a curated record.
GACACGAUUUAUUUAAAAAUGGUCCUUGCACGUUAACCCUGGUACGAAAGAAAAAAAAAGCCAGAAAGGAUCGAAGACAAUCGAAAGAUUCGGACCGUUCUACAAAUCAACAAUCGGUAAAAAUAAUAUUUUAAAACAGUUUACGAUCGUGUUCCGUAAUAAUUAUAAAUACGACGGAACCUAAACCUGGUCACGUGAUGUCCGGCGACCAAUCGCCUUCGAUCGUCCAUGUUGUUGAGAAAUGACCGAAGUAAAUUUUUCUCCUAACAAAGCAAGUUGUAGUUUCUGUUUCCAAUGCCUCAUCUGGAUGAUAAUCGAUUAUUUGUCAUUUGGAAGGGAUAAGUAACGCGACAUACAUCUACACUGCGUAGUUAUGAGUAGUAAAAUUGAAUAUUUUUCUGAGAACAUCAAUCAUCUACAAGUAGUUAUUUGUGACUUAUGUCAAAAGUACUUCAAUGGUAAAAUACCUUAUGAACAACAUCUCCAAAGCAAAAAUCAUAAGAAGAAACAACAGGAAAAGAUUUUAUUAGAAAAGAUGGAAAUGAAAAUUCAUCAGCCAGUUUUAACAAAAGAUGCUGUUAAUGCAGAAACUGGUAUGUGUAAUUAUUCGAUGGUCGGUGAUACAAUUCCCACAAAGGAAAUGACUGAAACUUUUCACUUCAAACAACCCGAAAGGUAUCUUACUUCGGAUGAUAAAGUAGAACGUCUCACUAGUUCGUUCCCAGUUUCAACAAAAAAAAUGGUGUGCACUGGGCAUCCCAUACAUUCAUUGCUUUCUUCUGGUAGUUACUAUGAUAGGUGUAAUAUGUGCGUGAAAAAUUUCAGUUCAGCUGAAGCUGCCCAACUACACUUUGCCAGCCAAGAACAUAAGACAAAAAUGGAUACACAUAGGCAGGUUGAAUUAAUUUUGAAUCGUUACAGAGAAAUGAAUUUAGCAGAAUCUUCAAAAUUCUGCAAUCAGGUAGAUAAAUCGAAGCUUACAGAAAAUGCUAUGGCUUCAGAAAGUUUAACUAAACAAUCUUAUACCGAUCCCAGCUUUCCGGUGAAAGUGUUAAAUGCCAACGAACAGAGAAUUCAUCCCAAAUUUAACUUUUAUUCUCAAGGUUCAAAAGGAAUGCUCGAUAAAAUGCCCCCAGUAGAUCUUCCUAUGACAAAUAGCAUGGAAACAUCUCAUUAUGCAUCGAAGUCAAAUGAACAGAAAACCUUUCCAGGAUGUGAUAUAUGUGGUAUAAAGUCAUUUGUAACUUUAAAUGCAUCAUUUAAUCACAGUCUCACUCUGGAACACUGCCGAAAGUUUGCCAUGUAUUCCAAAACUUCUGAACCUCAUACAUUUUCAGAAAGUUACACACCUUCGACACUAUGCACGAACAGUCCCAUCACAUCAAAUUGUUUAAAUAAUGACGAUCAAUUCAAGUUGCCCACCGUUAAAUUUCAUGUGAUUCCCCCAAGAAUUAGUGUUUUUGGUAACUCUGAUGGUAGUUCAAAAUUCGAAGAAGGUGCAUCGUCUUCCCAAGUCAACACUGCUUCUCUCUAUCCAAUAGGAUACGAACGAAAGAUGAAAUGCAAACAGAUCGAAGAGCAAAAUACCGGAAAUACAUUUCACGAAACCAUAUCACUGCCAGAUAGCUUCAAUAUCGACUAUGGAAUCGAUUUCUUUGUUAAUCCAGAAUCUUUGUACGAUUCUCCCGCGUUGCUUCAAUCUACCAGUGAUUCUGGAACAAAAUGUACACAGCCCGAAACAGAUUUGGAGCAAACUAUGAAGUAUGUAAACAGAAGGCGCUCCAGAUUAUUAAAUAGCAAUAUCUCUCCUUCUCAGAAAGAAGACGACUUUACAAUAUUUCCCGAAGAAACUUUUCACUUUUAAGUAUUUUAUAAACACUCGAAAUAGUGUGUAAAUAUUAUGAUCCAAUUAACAUGUUUUUAAAUGGAAAAAUUAUAAAUAUAUAUACACACACACACUCAUUCAAACAUACAUAUAUAUAUAUUUAUACAAUUAUUUUUCGAAAUAGCGUAAACGAUUAUCUCUAAAACAUGUUAAUUUUAUAAAAACACGUCAAAGUACAGAGAUAUUCAAUUAGCCUUAUAAUCAUCUCCAGAGCUAUAUAAACGUUAUUGUUGUGUAUGAUAAAACUAAACGUUUGCUGUAUUGUAUAUUUAAAUAUUUUCUGGUGCGAUCAGACGCCUUAAGCAAUAUAUUACGGAAUAGUACAGCGCACUAAAUGCUCAUAUUUGCAUAUAAUAACUCGCGCGAUUCCAGUUUUUUAGUUAGAAAGUAGUAACCAUUUCACCCUAUAGCGUGCACAUGUUUAAUUUGUGCACCAAUUUGUCGAGAGAUAGCUUCGUAUUUAAUUCAUCCAACGGGGAUUUUCGUCCUCGAGUCUAGUAUAUUAAUAUUACUAUUUUUUGUAAAUAUAUAUAUACAUAAAUAAAUAAAUA